Messenger RNA from Funneliformis geosporum, 231 nucleotides. NCBI's taxonomy places the organism in Eukaryota, Fungi, Glomeromycota, Glomeromycetes, Glomerales, Glomeraceae. The record is from the annotation of a GenBank genome assembly.
GAAGCAAUAAAAUCAAAUCAAAAUCAAAAGAAGAUUCAAGCAAUGAUUGAUUUACCGAUUCCAAAAAAUCCUAAAAAAACUCCUAAAUAUCAAGAUUCUUUUGAUGUUCUGAAAGAAAAGAUGAUUUCUGCUUCAGUAUUUGCUCAAUCAAUUUUAAAAAAUAAGUUCAUUUUACAAACAGAUGCUUUAGAUGAAGAUUUCAGAGUCAUACUUACUCAAAAAGAUGAAUAA